This is a messenger RNA of Symbiodinium sp. CCMP2456, 2052 nucleotides long. The record is from the annotation of a GenBank genome assembly. NCBI's taxonomy places the organism in Eukaryota, Dinophyceae, Suessiales, Symbiodiniaceae.
AUGUACCAGCACGAAAUGUUUCCCAUACAACAAGAUGGCAUCGCAGCUGCACACGAGCUGCUCAAAGAUACCGGAAGGAAUCCCGAGAAGACCUUCCCGGUGGGGAUCAAUCUUUUUCGGAUGAAGUGGACCAACAGCAUCCAGUAUGAUUAUGAACUUCCUGCUCCACAGACCUCGGCAGAUUAUGAGCGGAAGCUGCUCGAGAGGGGAUGGGUCGACAUGAAGAAACAUUUGGUUCAUUUUGUGAUUUGUCUGCUGGUGGAGAACUUUCCGUUGAAGGCACGCGAUGAGAACUGCAAGCUCGUGCAACUGAAUGUUUGCCAUGUGGCCGAAAUCACUGCCCAGAACAUCCAAGAUGGGCAAAUUGGCCCGGUCAAGAAACACCACAGGGUAACCAGUGCUUAUUGUGUGAAUGGUGCCAUCUUUCAGCAAUCUCCGGAAAUCAAGGCCGAAUGGCUGCGAUGCUGUCUGUCCUCAGUGGUUGUGACGAACUACAACUUCCGUGUGUAUAGGAUACAGCAAGUGCAUCUCGACAUGAAUCCUUUCAGCGCCUUCACAUAUCUUCAGCGAGGGAGUGGCGGGGAGAAGUUUGUCGAAAUUACUGAUACGAAGUUUUUGGAAGCCUUCUACGAGAAGUCUGUAGCCUUCAAGGCCCAGGCACUCUUGGAAGCUUAUCCACGGAAGGCCAAGGUCUUGAAGCAGAUCAAAGCCUCCCCACAGGAGAGGCGCAAUGUCAUGGAGAAUGAAUUGCCUGAAGCGCUCAAGGAAGGUAGAGGUGUUCGGUCUUUGCGGAACGGUGUUCAGUGUCCUGUCUCGAUCGAUCAGUGGCUACGGUUCUAUCCACAGACGGAUGAGCCAGUAUUGGAGAUUUGGUUGCGAUCACUGCAAGAUGUUGCGAGGGUUGCACUCGACUGUGAGCUGGAGGAGCCGACAAAGGUUUGCUGCAGUGAUCAGCUCCGGGAACUACAGUCAAAGAUCAUCGACAACAUUACCCCGAGCACCCAGCUGAUGGUGCUGCUCAUCCCGAACAAGAGUGUGAGGAAGGUGUACCAUUCCUUCAAGCACCUGGCAUGUGAGCAGUAUCCCUGCAUCUCGCAGGUCGUUCGCAGUGACACCAUCCGCAAGCGCCAAUCCAUCGGCUCCAUCCUCCACAAGGUGGUCCAGCAGAUCAAUGCGAAGCUUUGCGGGCCCUUGUGGCAAAUCAUCCCCAAGGAUUCAAAGGCUGCUGCCUUUGUGGAUUUCAAGAAGCGUCCUUUCAUGAUCUUUGGCAUUGAUGUCUACCUCACCUUCGAAGGGGCCCGUUGGCUCGGAAUCUCCGCGACUUUGGACAAGGUAUUUUCUCAGUAUUACUCCAUGGCAGCCGAGUUGGAGAAGGGAUCCAUGCAGCGGUGGAGGACCAGCUUGUCCGUUGAACUUCAGCGCCUCUUCCGUUAUGCGCUCAAUGCUUUUACAGACUGCAACGAUGGCAUCUUGCCGGAAACCAUUGUUGUGUACCGUGCAUCGGUGAACCAGGAGGAAUGGCCCUUGGUUGAUGCGAAGCGAUAUGCACCCAAAAUUGUGGUUAUCGGCAUUGCCAGGAAGACUGACAUGCGGAUCUUCAAGGGUGACAAGCAGAACAUCAGAAACCCUGAGCCAGGUACUGUUGUGGAUGACCCCAUAAUUUGUCCUGGUCCCACCCGCGAGUUCUUCUUGCUCAGCCAGGCCGUUGCCAAAGGGAGCGCUGUCCCAACGCACUAUACUGCACAGUGUGAAGUAAUGAUCUAUCGCGCUGAAUUGUCCCUGCAGCUGAUCGAAAACCUUACAAGCCUGCUCUGCCUGAUGUACUACAAUGUUCCAAACGCUGUGCUCGUGCCGGCUCCUGUCCUGUAUGCCACCAAGAUUGCGGCCUUCUGCGGCAAUGUGAUCAAGAAGGCACCAAGGCCACGCCUUUCGAAGCAGAUCAAAGUCUCCACGCAGGGAAGGUACAACGUGAUCGUGAGUCACGGCCAGGAAAUUGAAAAUCAAGUGCCCGAAACGCUCAGUUGGGAUCGCCUGCAGAGCCUCUCAAGGUAG